Molecule: messenger RNA, 1903 nt
Organism: Cryptococcus amylolentus CBS 6039
Lineage: Eukaryota; Fungi; Basidiomycota; Tremellomycetes; Tremellales; Cryptococcaceae
Exons: 3
Coding region: 472-1527 (351 amino acids)
Source: RefSeq, a predicted model, not a curated record
CACACUGCAUACAUCCACAUAUAUACAUCCCCGCCCCCGCUUUCUGGCCCCACAGCGUCCCUCAAACCUACCCCGCCCCCCGUGUUCACGCCAAGGUGAGUGCGACUUGCUGUUGGCUGGGUGGCUGUUGGAAAAGGCGGAGAAGGGGUCCCGUCGUGUGCGCUCGUUCGACGUCGUAUUGGACAGAGGGCUUCCCUCCCUGCGCCUUCUGUGCCAUGGGGCCGUGACGUGCUUCGGCCGGAUGCCCCUAUAAGGACGCUCUUCUUUUGUGCUGCUUCCUGGCGAUCCUUCUCUGCGUUUGCAUACUCCAGCUGACGCCCCUCCCAGCUUCCGUAUACACUCGCGCCAGAUCACCACCGUCUCCUUCGUCAUCAGACCUUCCGUGUAUCAAAGGAGCCCAUCCAUUACCCGGUCGUGUGACUCCAGCACCAUAUAAAACCCCCGCUGCAUCCCUCGACGCCCACGCACACCAUGAUGAUGACCUCCUCCAUUAUCACUCCCCACUCCCGCACAAUCACCCACACCCCCUCCCCCAACUCCUCCCCAAAACUCGUCCCCGUCCCCAGCACCAUCGCACCCCUCUCCCACCUCUCCCUCUCCACCACACACUCCUCCAGCACCUCGCCCACCGCUGCCCCCGGCGCACUCAGCCAGAGCGCACCUACCCGCAGCUACGUCCGCGGCCCCCAAGCGCGUCCCUAUGGUCCCUCGUCCAUCAAGAAGAAGGAGCUCGACGCCGACAGCAGGCACUUUGCCGAGCUCGUCGCGAGGUCUGUCGACGAUCGCCGCGGCUCGCCUUCCAGGGAGAAGGGGCUGAUCGAGAUGGUGGAGAAUGUCACUAUCGAGGAGCAAGAGGAGCGUACAGAGGCGCGCAAGAUUGAGCAGCGAAAGCAGCUGGGACGCAUGCAGAGUCUCGGUGGGAGCUGGGAGAAUGAACGCGCCGAGUUGAUUGUGGAUUACCCCGUCUGGAGUCCCGGUUGUUUCCAAGACUUGUCCACAUUGCACACACUGCGCGACAAGACCCUCGCACACACCCACUCCCUCCUCUCCCACCUGCUCAACACCCACUCGACCCCGACGACCUACCGCCUCCUCGCCCGCUCCGCCACGUCCCCCAAACCAUCCUCCACCCGCCCCUCGCCAUUCCACCACGGCUGGGGCUGUAUCCGCCUCGCCCCUUCCCGCGCCCAAGUGCGCCGAACGAGUCUCGUCCAAGCUGGCAGACCCACCUUUUCCCCGCGCCUCUCUCUUCCCCGCUUGCCACUGCACGCCACAAGCGCUGUCGACUCUUCCUCAGACGAAGAGUCUCCUGCCAACUCGCCCCGUGUUUCCGCGCGAGACUAUCGUGAAAUCAAGUUGCGCACAGGGUUCAGCUCGGGGAGUAGUGAUGAGGAGGAUGAGGCGGAGGAUGAAGAGGAGAGUGCGGAUGUUAUCGUGGCGAAAGAGAUUGAGAAGAGGGGUGGUGGCAAGGAAGGGACGGUAUUCUUGAUGACCCUCUUUGGUCAACCCGCCCUCAUCCUCACCUAAUUCCCUCCCCUCCACAUCCUUGCUUCUUUCUCAUUACCAUGUUUACGCCCCCCAACUGUCGAUACCGACGACAAACCACGACAAAAAACACUACCACUAACAAGUUGUAUAUAUCUCACAUUCCCACUGUUCGUCUUUACCCCAUUGAUCCUAGCAUUGUUGUAAAUCUACCACAUUAUACGAGGCGUCAAGUUUCGUUCUUCUUUUCACAGUAUUAUUGCUCGCUUCUACAUACGUGCAAAAGUGUCUUCUUUCUCCGAUCACAAGUGUUUCCUUUCUUUACCAGUAUAUAUCUUUUUACAAAGUGUUCAAUCGCGAAAUCCUGCCUGGCCUUUUGGCUCAAGAUGCAAAGAUGCAAAAGAUGAAACCAUAUUUA